Paraphaeosphaeria sporulosa is the source of this 1030-nucleotide messenger RNA. RefSeq names its product rotamase-domain-containing protein. Gene Ontology annotation, cellular component: cytosol; nucleus. The record is from RefSeq and is a predicted model, not a curated record. Gene Ontology annotation, molecular function: peptidyl-prolyl cis-trans isomerase activity; protein binding. Lineage: Eukaryota; Fungi; Ascomycota; Dothideomycetes; Pleosporales; Didymosphaeriaceae. The transcript has 4 exons. Bases 102 to 668 code for a protein of 188 amino acids.
CGCAGCCUCUGCAGCAUCAUUCUACCUAAAGACCACCCCAACUCAGUGCGCCCACGCCCAAUUCUCAGACCGUCCACACGCACACCACAUCUCUCUCCAUCAUGUCUUCCGGACCCGAAACAGGCCUCCCCGAGGGAUGGGAGAUACGCCAUUCCAACAGCAAAAACCUCCCCUACUACUUCCACCCUGCGACCAAAGACUCGCGAUGGGAGCCACCAGCGGGGACAGACCCAGACAGGCUGAAGGCUUAUAUGGCCAAGUACCACAGUUCUAAGGGUGUUACGCCGGCAAACCUCGAUAACCAGGGCGAUAAGAUACGCGCUGCACAUCUCCUCGUCAAGCACCGGGAUAGUCGCCGACCAGCCAGCUGGCGGGAGCCACGCAUCACGCGCUCCAAGGAAGAGGCGAUCGAGGCUAUAAAGGUGUACCUCGAACAGAUAACGGCAUACGAGAACAACUCGUCCGACCCCAAUGGAAAAUCGCUAUCAGAGCUCGCCACGACCGAAUCGGAUUGCAGCAGUGCCCGGAAGGGUGGAGAUCUGGGAUUCUUUGGACGAGGAGACAUGCAGAAGGAGUUCGAGGAGGCUGCCUUCCGCCUGAACAAGGGCGAGGUUAGCGGCAUUGUGGAGACGGCAUCCGGGGUGCAUUUGAUCCAGAGGCUGGAAUAGCAGUCCCACGGUCUGCGCCUGGGAACGAGUACAUACAUUAAUGGCGCAUUAUCGAAUAGCAUGGGGGUCUGUUUUUAGCGUACCGUCCUGCAGUGCAGUGCUCCUUAUCGGCACCAUGCGCGCAGAAGAUGCGGCGAUUGAUUUGAAAAAUGGCGCUGGGCUGUGCAGUCAUGCCCAACAAGUGUGGGUUUGAGCAGCCCGAGUGUAGGUAUUUCGAAUGGAACCACGUUCGCCGUCCACACUACCCCGCGACGCCCCUCAAUUUCUCUCAUGAUGUUAUAUCACAGGCUGGUUGGUGGGCUGGGCAGGCAAAAGACUGUGGGGAGUAGGGUCGGCCGAUUUUUGCGCGUACUGGCUCUGGA